GUUGAUGGCGAGCUGUUGGUAGUUGUUUCGCAAAUAAAUAAAUUACAAUAAAAUGUAAACUGAAAGUUACAAUUGAGUUAUAUUGUGGCAAGUGAACAGUGGGAUUUACGUUAAUCAAGAGAUUAUUGAUUUUUAUCAUUGAUAAAAUGAACACACAGGUGGUAUCAAGAGAACGAUCAAUUUUUUUGUCCAAACUUAACUUCCCAACAAGUUCUUCUGACAGUCGUUUGCAGGAUGAAGGGAACAAUUCGGAUGUCGAAGGGAAAGUCAAAAACAGACUCCUCUCAAUGUGGAAUAACGUGAAAUAUGGGAUGAAACUUAAGACAAACUUCUCGAAAGAAUCUCCAGUCUGGCUCCUAGGCAAGUGUUACCGAAGGAUAGAAAGUCCUUCAUCAGACAGCACCGAAUUAGGGACCGACGUCGCCGCUUUCCAAAGCCAGAGCGAGAUCGCCAGCAGUGACGAUGAAGGCUUUGAAGGAUUUAAGAAAGAUUUUAUUAGUAGAUUAUGGCUGACAUAUCGGCGCGAGUUUCCUAUUUUGAACGGCUCCAAUUACAGCAGCGACUGUGGUUGGGGCUGCAUGUUACGUAGCGGUCAAAUGCUGAUUGCUCAAGCUUUAGUUUGUCAUAUUUUGGGCAGAGACUGGCGAUGGCAACCCGAUCACCAACCCACAACCAGGGAAAGUUUCAUUGAAGUGGUGAACCAUCGCAAAAUUAUUAAAUGGUUCGGAGAUAAACCGUCGCGGAAUAGCCCGUUUUCGAUUCACACACUUGUUGCCUUGGGCGAAGCCUCGGGGAAGAAAGCGGGGGACUGGUACGGGCCUGGAUUUGUAGCACAUCUUUUUCGGCAAGCGUUUAAGCGCGCUUCUGAGGACAACUACGAAUUUGACUCUCUUACAGUUUGUGUGGCCCAAGACUGCGCAGUUUACAUCAAGGAUGUGUUGGAGGAGUGCACGGAUAAAAACGGGAAGUGGAAAUCUCUAAUUUUGUUGAUUCCGGUUAGGUUAGGGGCCGAAAAAUUCAACUCGAUUUACGCCCCUUGUCUUACGACAUUGUUUAGCUUGAAACAGUGUAUAGGUAUAAUAGGGGGGCGUCCUAAACAUUCCUUGUAUUUUGUGGGUUACCAAGAUGAUAAGUUGAUUCAUUUGGAUCCGCAUUACUGCCAGGAAGUUGUUGAUGUUUGGGCAGUUGAUUUUCCGUUGACAAGUUUCCACUGUAGAUCUCCACGGAAAAUACACUUAAGUAAAAUGGAUCCGUCUUGUUGUAUCGGAUUUUAUUGUCCUACCAAAGAAAGUUUUUUUAAUCUUAUUGAAAUUGUCCAGCCUUUAGUGAUUCCUCCCAGUCGAACUGAUAGUCCCGGUAGCGAAUAUCCUAUGUUCAUAUUCUGUGAUGGGUACAGCCGUGAUGCCCAAAUGUCUCCAAAAAAAUUACCUCCCUCUGAAUUAGAAUAUUCCAUGGAUAGUAGCACUGAUGGUGAUGAUAUGGGGACCGAAGCUUUUGAAAUCCUGUAAACUUAUCUAUUGUUAGUUUUGUUUGUUGAUUUUCAAAAAGGAGGAUAAAUGACUGAUUGUUACUAAAAUAUCAAUAUUUUAAAGUGUUAAAGAUUCUCUAUUACUGCUACAGACUCUUGUGCUACGUCUCUGAACAAUCUAUGACAUUUUCUAUCUAAGUUUUGUAUAUAACUUUUUUAUUUGCUAUUUAUUUAACUUAUUUUUGUAUUUCUUAGUAAACUUGUUACUGUGAAUAAAAGCAUUGUUUCAUUUUUUAACA
This is a messenger RNA of Tribolium madens (black flour beetle), 1767 nucleotides long. Its product is annotated as cysteine protease ATG4D. Bases 147 to 1508 code for a protein of 453 amino acids. Lineage: Eukaryota; Metazoa; Arthropoda; Insecta; Coleoptera; Tenebrionidae. Gene Ontology annotation, molecular function: protein-phosphatidylethanolamide deconjugating activity. The record is from RefSeq and is a predicted model, not a curated record. The transcript has 7 exons.